GGAUUUGCGGUAGAAGGUAUUUAUAUGCGCAAUUGGGAUACAAUGGAUGAAAAAGGUGAAUGUACAAGUGAUAAAGAUUGGAGAGAUGUUCAAAUAGUUUGUGACCAACUAAAAAUUCCAUGUAGACAGUUUGAUUUUACAAAAGAAUAUUGCGUAAAUGUUUUUGUAAAGAUGAUAGAAGAUUAUGAAAGUGGAUUAACUCCAAAUCCAGAUAUUGUAUGUAAUCGUGAAAUCAAGUUUGGAUGGUUUUUAGAUAGAUGUUUAAAAUCAAUUCUUGAAGAAAAAAGAAGUUCAACUUGGAUUGCAACUGGACAUUAUGUUAAGAAUGAAAUAUCGGAAUAUGGAAGGAUUAAAUUAUUAAGAG
This is a messenger RNA of Diversispora eburnea, 364 nucleotides long. The record is from the annotation of a GenBank genome assembly. Lineage: Eukaryota; Fungi; Glomeromycota; Glomeromycetes; Diversisporales; Diversisporaceae.